This is a messenger RNA of Homarus americanus (American lobster), 8827 nucleotides long. RefSeq lists its product as uncharacterized. Gene Ontology annotation, molecular function: zinc ion binding; double-stranded DNA endonuclease activity; sequence-specific DNA binding. The transcript has 7 exons. The coding region runs from base 180 to 4274 and encodes 1364 amino acids. Gene Ontology annotation, biological process: adaptive immune response; V(D)J recombination; pre-B cell allelic exclusion. NCBI's taxonomy places the organism in Eukaryota, Metazoa, Arthropoda, Malacostraca, Decapoda, Nephropidae. The record is from RefSeq and is a predicted model, not a curated record. Gene Ontology annotation, cellular component: nucleus; DNA recombinase complex; endodeoxyribonuclease complex.
CUAUAAACAAAAGUGAUGCCCUUGUGUUUGGGAGCAUCUUCAAGGCAUAGUUUCUUAACAGAUGUUAAGUUGAGGACAGAAGAACAUCAACAGUCCAGAAACUUAUCUGAAGAUGAUAAAUUGCUAGGAAAUGGCAAGGAAAUAUCCUCCUAUAUUUUGAAUAUGUGGAAACAGGCAUAAUGGAAGGUUCAAUGCCUCGGGUUAAUGUAGAUGGUAAUGUUACACCUGGAUGUCAGCAACAAGAAAAUUUACCUUCAUCAGUUAAGGAACCAGAAGCUUCUACAGUUAGUAAUAAAGACCCGAGUAUGAAGAACAGUUUAACUGACCACAUACAACAGCAGCAAAGUAAAGGAAACACAACAGAAAAUGGUUAUACAAUAUACAGGAAUGUCAACACCCAUGAAGAAAAUAUAAAUGCAGUUCCAAGUAAUUCAGGAAGUAGAAAAGACAGUAAUGUAAACUGUAAUGAUAAGCCGGGGGAUGCAAAGUAUCUCGGCAUUAAGCAUAAUAUAUCAUCAGAUGAUACAACUGGCAUUAGUUUAAAGACAAUUAAUCCAUCUGGAAAUGUCAGAGAAAAUACAUCAGAAAGAACAGCAGAUAUUACCAGUGCACUGGUUGAUGGUACACAAUGUGUAGAAGAUACAGACAUUCCACACCAGGAAAUGUCAAAAGACAUAAGUAAUGUAUGUCUUGAUAAUUCACAAACUAUGGCAGCCAGCAGUAAUGCACACACUAAAAUGUCAGAAAAUACGGCAGUCAGCUGUAAUACACACACUGAAAUGUCAGAAAAUACGGCAGUCAGCAGUAAUACACACACUGAAAUGUCAGAAAAUACGGCAGUCAGCAGUAAUACACACACUGAAAUGUCAGAAAAUACGGCAGUCAGCAGUAAUACACACACUGAAAUGUCAGAAAAUACGGCAGUCAGCAGUAAUACACACACUGAAAUGUCAGAAAAUACGGCAGUCAGCAGUAAUAUACACACUGAAAUAUCAGAAAAUACUGCAGUCAGCAGUAAUACACACAGUGAAAUGUCAGAAAAUACAGCAGUCAGCAGUAAUACACACACUGAAAUGUCAGAAAAUACGGCAGUCAGCAGUAAUACACACACUGAAAUGUCAGAAAGUGCACCAGAUAAAAGUAUCAUAUAUACUUUAAAGUCAGAAAAUAUGAAAGACAGCAGACUCAGUAUUUCUGAGGAGUUGAACAAUGAAGAACACAGCACUGAUUCACAAAAUCAGCCAGGAAGUCUAACAGGCCAAAGCAUUGACAAUCUGGCUGAAAAUGUUUUUGACGAUGAAGAAUCUGAUGAGCCGAGUGAAGACUUGCACACUACAAAGCUUGGAAAAAUAUGUAGAAUAUGUGGUGAAAUGACAGUAAAAUACGAUGGUCCUAAAAAAGGUGUUCCAAAGCAUGAGGUAGUUAAACAUGUGAAAAAAGUUUGGAAUGUAGAUAUUUCAGAUGAAAAUUCAGAUAUUUAUCCUGUCAAUGUAUGUCUUAGUUGUGAGAGAAAAAUAAAACGACUGUAUUCAAAAAUUUCAAAAAGGAAAAAAUGUGAAAUAUUUAGACAAAAGCCAGCAGAAUUUGUUGAGCAUAGUAAAGUUAACUGUUCUGUGUGUUUAUUGAAAGAAAGAACGCCAUCACCUCCUCGUUUGCCUUCAUGUGAAUUAUCCAAGCAAGAAAUAAAUGCAAUUACUGAAGUUGGUAAAAACCAGAACAAUGAUACUGACACAAGGGUUAACUCCAGACCUCAGACAUUAUUAGAAUCAAGGAGAAAUUCAGCUCGCAAGAGAAACUGGGAAGAUCAAGGGAUAUUUUUAAGAACUGUUGGGUGUCAGACAGAACUAGACAGUGGACUAGAGAAUAUGACUGGUUUGGAAGAGCAUGAUUAUACCCAGGAUGAAACACUUAGCCAAUUUCUUGUGUUACCUAAGAAAUUGGGGGGCAGAACACCAUACCAAAAACAGUCUCUUAGCUCUGUGAAUGCUAAGUACAUUAGACAAGAUCGUCUUAAACCUCUGAUUGCUCAUAUUGACAAGUUUUGCCAGGUGCACAAGGAAGAUAAGAUUGAUGCUAUGUUUUUCUUGCUGAUGCAGACAUUGAGGGAUGCUGGUGACCGUGCAAGAGAGAAUCUUGUGUUGGAUAUAUGGUGUAAGAAGAACAACGUUGGGAUGUCACUUACGGAAGAGGAGUGUCUCGCCAAGAGGAUCUUACUCAAACAGACCAAAGAUCAAUACAGAAAGGAAUAUAGUUAUUAUAAAGAAAAGCUAGAAAAGUCAGUGUUAAAACCUCCAUUCAUCAUUGAUAAAUUAGAAAAGACUUACUUCCCAGAGUACCUGGAGUAUUUUGUAACUGAUGGAGACUCUGGACCAGUUAUUUAUCAGCAUGAAAAAAGUACACAUCCUUCAUACUUCACCAUCACAGACUCUCCAGAAGGUACCAGCAAAGGAGACAAUACACGGACCGGUGUCAUGGGUGCCCGAUGGCGGUACUUUGAUGCUGUUGCAAAAACGCUUGAAGAAUUAUCGCAUUCUAUUGAAAAUGAAAUACAAGAGAUUGAUGAAGAUUUCUGCAUAAGAGUUGAUAUGUUUGAUUAUUGUGAAGAAAAGAGAGACUUGACAAACUUUAGUGAUAAAAACGACUCAUCAGGAAGUGGUCGUGGGGUUCAGAGCAAGAUGAUCACUUAUUUCUUUGGUGUUCAGUCCCUGCACGCUCUUGUAGAAAACAAAAUCACUUCUAUAUACAAAUCAAGUUCAAAUACAAUACAAUUCAGACCUCUGAUGAAGGCACUGGUAGCUGAAGGUACUGCAUUACAUCCUGCUAUUAUGACCAUUGAUGAAGAAAGAGCAGCAAUAACUGAUAAGAUCUUUCACAUUACUCUGCCAAGUGGUACACCUCUUCGCUUUAAGGUUUUCUUUGCCAAUUCUUCACUUGAAAUACGGAAAGACUACAGGAACAUAAGUGGGCUAACACUCUCCUCUUUCAAAAAAGUCCCAGUAGUUAUCAACCGGUAUGGGACGAUCUGUUUGGAACUAAAGAGAAGUUGGCUGGCUACGAGUCCUCGUUUAGUUCAUGUUAGUCGAGUCACAAACUCCCGCACAAAAUGCAGUCGGUGUGGAGAGCAGGGCCACAAUGUGCGCAAGUGUUCUGUGUCAUCUGAGGUAGCAGGAGAUAUUAUUGUUCACCACAAGAAGCGUAAAAAGCAACGUACUGUUCCUUCACCAUCAUAUUCAACAACUAUUGGGCAGACUACCCAGGUCUUUGCAAAAGAUUCCAAGAUGCUUGAUUUGGUUCCACAACAGCAGCAACCUCAACAGCCUCAACACCAUCACCCACACCAAGAAUCCCAGAAUCCUCUUUCUCACCUUGCAACCGGAGCAACGGCUAUUGACCAAAACUCUGGAAUCAUUCGUAGUGAUGAACAAAUUCUUUGGACUUGUCCUGGUCUAGGAAGUACACCAGCACAAAUAGGAACCCAUGCACCUCAAGGCACUCAGGUGUUAAUUCCUACACAUGUUCCAUCCUCUAGUGCUGAGUAUCAGUCAGUACCUCAGAGAUCUCAUACACAGAUCUCACAGGGAACAUCCGCUCCAGUAUAUGUGUGGACGUACACUGUAGUACAGCCACAACAAGGAUCAUCGCAACAGCAUCCUCAGCAGCUGUCUCUUGUACAUCACCAACCAGCACAACAAGCUGUAUCGCAACAUUCUCAACAGCUGUCAGUGGUCCACCAACAAACAGCUCAACAAGACACAAGCCAACAACAUCAGCAGAUAUCAGUGGUUCAUCAGCAGCCAACACAGCCAGGUACACCCCAGCAACAUCAGCAAUUAUCUGUUGUUCAUCAGCAGUCAGGACAGCAAUCAGCAGCUCAACAGUCUCAGCAGCUUUCUGUCAUACAUCAGCAGACUUCUCAGCAGCCACCACCCCAGCAGACCCAGAUGUCUGUAAUACAUCAACAACAGAUUCAACGACCUUCUCAACAACAGGCAGCAACACCACAAAUUAAUCUCAUUGCACAGCAGUCAAAUCAUCCACAAACAGUUCAGCAGUCACAACAGCAGCUUUCUGUUGUUCACCAACAACCAACAACCCAACCUCAGACUCCACAACAGCUCUCUGUUGUGCAUCAGCAACAAACUUCACAGUCAGUAAAUAUAGUUCACCAACAAGGACCACAAUCACAGACAACUCAGCCUGAAGCAUCUUCACCUCAGCAGCAACUAAUCCAUCCUCAGAGCUCAGAGUUACAACCAAUUAUAGGUCAGUGGUAAGAGGAAACAUGAGGAAGAAGUAUGUCAUGAACUGUUCCUGACACCACAGAUUGGAAUGUGUUAACUCUGGUUUUAGAUUUAGCAAGAUCAUACCCAGCAUUUCAUAUCAGUUAAGUCAUUUUUAUUAUUUGUUUAAAUUGACCAUUAAGCUUUACAAUUAUAUUUAAUCCUUAAAGUAAUCUGUAUAUGUAUGCUUCUACUGAUCAUCCUUGCCACCUUAAAUGCACAGCUACCUGAUGUAAUACACCAAAUCUUUUAUAAGUAUAUUUUAUAUCCUUUUAUUUUUGUUAAUUUCAUUAGAUGAAUAUUUUAACAUAUAUUUAUUGCUUGAUCUUCAUAUUAAUUAGAUAUUGAUUGAUAGAAGAUGGUUAUAUCUGGUCAUCAUAAAUGGACCAACCACAUUGUGAUACCUUAUGAGUUUGUUUGUAAGACACAAUGAGGCAAGCAUUUUGAUUUCACUUUUAACACAUCGACUUUUUGCUUAACCCCUUCACUUAGGUGCUCCCACUUUUAAUUGUUUAUUUGGGUAAUACCAAACAAAUUUAUGCAGUUCAAGAGGGGAGCCCAGUUGUUAGUAAGGUUUUAUAUUAAAUAUUUUACAUCCAUCAUUUUUUUUAAAUAUAUUUCAUUAAAUUGCAAAAAUAAUCUGUUAUAAGCCAGUUGCAUGUGCAGUCUCAUCAGCCAAUGGAACAAUAUAUGAAAAGAUUUUUAAUAUUUGUAAUUCUUAUUAUUUGCUGUCAUUGUGCUUUAAGUUGAUUGAUAUGAAUAUGAAAUGACUUAGCAAGUCAAGGAAACAAAAAAUAAUAGAGACUAGUUCUACAGGCAUUUUGUUGAACUCUACUGUAGUUUGAACUUUUCCCCCCAAGAAACACUUAAGGUCAACUCCAGCCCCAUUGUUUUUAGUGCGGUCAGUACUGUCUAUAAAAUGGAUGAAAUCUUAAGAAAAAUAGUUGUGGGAUAGUUUUUGUCAUGAUGUUUUUUACCUCCUAAAACCCCCAAUACAUUAUACCAUGGCAACACUUGGUCAGUUUUGGCUUGAUUUGCAUCACUGUAUGGCAUCAAUUAUUGACAAAAAUUAUUUUCCACAACUGAUUUAUCUCCCAUCUCUUUAGGUAAUCAGGGGUAUAUGGUACAUAAAAUAAUAAUUUUUCUAUAUAGUGGAAGAGUGUGGGUAGCCUUUGCCAAAUAAUAUACUGUAAAAUAAUCAUAGUACUGUACUGUAUUAUCACAUGCAACAUUCUCACAGCUAUCAUUUACCAACUGGAUAAAGUCUCCUAUUUAUUAUAAAUAUUUCUAAUUUAGAUUUAGAGGUCAACUCCAGUGCCUUAGUUUUUUAUUUUAUUGUUGAUACAGUAUUUUCUGCAAAAUAGAUGAGUAUGAGGGGGGAGAUAUAAUAUUAUGGUAAUAAAAAAAAUUAAAUGUUUGAAAACAUUUCCAAAACUUCACCUCUCAGUUGUGAAUUUAAUGAAGGGAUAUUGGCAACAAUCUUUAUCAAAGUCACAUGUUAUUACUACCUUAUGACAAGUACUAUUACUUUUGUAUAAACACUGGUGUUAAUUUUGUUUCAACAAUUUGAAUUUACAUGGAAAUCAAGGACGAUACAGUAAUUUGAAAUAAUAAUGAGAUUGUAAAAGAAAAUACCUACUGCAUUUAAUCUCAUACUGUACAUACACCAGACAACUGAACUAUUAUUGACCCUCCCCACACUGCCUUUGUUCACUAUCACAAGUAGACCUUUGUUUAAGGAAAGGAUACAUUCUUGAAAAAAAAGUCCACAAAGAAAAAAUCCACAAAACAAAGCAGAUUUUCCCAUUGAAUACCAUUAUAAAUUGGAAAAUACAUUUAUAUGAAGCAAAAAAAAAAUCUGACAUGCAAUAAGAUGUUUAAAUAUUUUUUUUAAUAGCACAUUAAGGGAAACAAUAGUUCUUAAUAAUAAUAAUAAUAAAUGUGCAGUACAAUCAAUAUUAAUGAGAUUAAUCCAAAUUAAAAUAUACAGUACAGCUAUUUUAUUUGCAAGAAACUGUGCUGGGUGGUGCUAAAGGUGAUGGUGUGGUAGGAUGAUGGUAGAUAUGGGGGCCCUGGGAAGAUGAAGUACUGUACAGUGUGUACUGUAUACUGUGGUAGAAGCAAAGUACAGGUACUGAAUUGUACAGCAGUGUAGAAUCAGAGUCAGAAUUUUUAUCAAUUUCUGGUUCCCUUUUACUUUAAAUGAAAUACAGGGUACUUACUUGUCAUUUGCCGUCUCUUUAACUGAUCGUCACUUAGACAUAUUACUAUAAGGUGUAAAACAAUCUUGUUCCCCAACUAAUAUCCUUAUAUGUGCAGGACAGUACAGUGGUAUCCCCUAUAAGUGGUGCAGAGCUCUUCUGGGGACGAGAGAUUUCCGGGUAACGAGACAACUCUCAAACAAGGAAAAAUCACGCAUCCCUGGAAUUUUUCCAGUUAUUAGGAAAAGUUUGAGAGUCUAACUACACAGCAUCCACAGACAGACACUAGCCAAUAUCUCCUGAAUAUUUCUGGGUGCUGAGGAAAGUUUUCCGCGAGUCUAACUAAUGUCCGCAUCUCAUCUCGACUAAACUAUCUCAUCAUUUCACCUUGCAUGGACAAACACUCUCCCAAUACUGUACAUCUAUUGUAGACCGCGGGCACGAGCGAAAAUAUUUACGGCUAGCAAAAAACUGUAUGAACUUUUAUUCACAGCAUCUGCUCCAAUUGUGCUGAUACUGAUGUUAAAACAAUUUACUUAGCCUGAAAAACACAGAUACAAAGUAGAUAAAAUAGCAAUAUUGUAUUGACAUGGCUGACCCAAUUGAGAGCCUGAGCUCUCUUUGUGGCAGAGAGAUGAAUUUGAUACCAUAAUAAUCCUGAAUAAAUUCUCUACAAGAUGUUUCCAAUAUGAGAUCUUUAAACUAAAUAUUUUGACAUGAUAAAUUGAUGGUGACUUCUUUUAUAGAAAAAAAAGUGUAAGAAAUUUUUAUCCUGGAGUCAGUAAAAUCAGUUCUAAUUAAGUUGGACAUGCCAUUUUUUACCAACAUAAUCCUGAAUAGGUUAUCUAAAAGUUUGGUUAAAUAAAUGUAUUAAAAAAAAAAUGUUUGAUACAGGCAUGAAUGGAGUUGUGAGUUACAGCAAAGACGGUGGAAUUUUCCGCUCUUCACAGGAAAAUUUCCUGAGUUUAAACGACGGAUCUCACACGGAGCUGUAUUUAUUCACACAAGCACCACUAUACACAUACAGUACAAUAUAUUGUUAAUACUGCACUGUAAACAUAAUUAUGUACAGUAUACUACUACCUGUACUAUACUGUAUACGUAUAAUACUGUACUCGCCUGCAGAUGCUGUCAUCUUAAACCUGUGUAGGCAGACACUGUCCACUCAGCUGAAUGUAAUAUGUUACUGUAAUCACGUCUGAACACUUGCGAUGGAGGUGGUGUGGGGAAUUAGUGGUUCAUAUUACUGAUUUGAUGCAAACUCAGGUUACCCAUUGUUAGGGUGGGUGAAUUGUGGGUCUCAUGACCUGAAGGUGUCUUGAAUAUAGACGAAAGCUAAGGUGGUCCAGUGUUUCCCACUUACUGAAUGUACAGUACAGUAUAUGUGACUGUAAUCACUUUUUACAUACGUAACGCUGCUUUAACAUUGUACAAUAUUGCUGACUGAUUUUUUUUCUGGUACAGUUAUGUACAGCACUGCACAACAUAAAUUAUAUGCAAACAGCAGCUCACAAGGAAACAACCUUCUACAAUGUCAGCAGAAUAUGAACUAAGCGAUUCAAUUAGCUAGGCCACCCACGAGCCUGACACGUGGGGAUGCAAUGGAGCAUGAUGCAAUUUCUCGGAACUCCAGAAAAAAUUAUUCGCAUGCCCAAAACAGAGAGAUUUUCUUGGAACCUCCUCGUAUUUUUCUCAGAAAAUUCGCCUGAUUUUUAACCUCGGAAACUUGAUCACAGACCCGGAAUUAAGAAAAUUUUUCUGGAAAAAUUCUAAGUCAAUUUUAAUUCUGGGCAUUGGAGAGCUCCGGCUAACAGUAAUAUUAGCAUACAUAGUUUUUCUGAAUAUCCUGUACACCACAAGCUCUUCAAAAAGGAUACUACAAAUCAUGAGAGUAGACAACACUAUUUACUGUCCUUUGUCAUUAUUUCAGCAUCCUCCAGUGUUACAAAAAAGUUUUUGUAUCAGGGUUUUUUUAUGUAAAUUGAUGCAAUCUAUUAUAAAGAAAAAAAAAUUAGUACAGUACUGUAGCGUAUCUUAAAAAAAUAAUCCGUAAAUUGGGGUCUACGUGUACAGUAUACAGUACUGCACUACCGAUACUCUUGGUUUUACAAAACUUUAAUUUUGAGAGAACGUAGUGAAUUAGAAAUUCUGAUCUACUGUGUAAAUACAGUAUUGAAGUGGUGCUUAGGAAAUUUUAUUCCAGUUAGUAUCUUUAACAAUGGGAGACAUUGUGGGGUACGGGUUGUUUGGGUUCACACUCAGGAUGGGAUGGAGGAAGGACACUCACAAUGUGCUCACUGUAUACAUGUUGUAUUGGAUGUACAAUGCAGCUUGGUGCUGGGAAGU